AAAAAACUGUCAAAAGUGUCAGAGCUACUUGCUGUUUGUACUUGAUAUUGUUAAUAAAAUCUAAAAUAAACUAGAAAAUAAACACAAAUUAUGGAUUUUGAAAGUCCCGAUGUAGAAAAAGACUUUCCUGGACUUUAUGCCUCUGAAUCUGGACGUAAAAGUAAUGAAAGUGACUUCAGUGAAGGUGAACAUGAAAAGCCUAGCAAGAAGGAUCUCCUUGGACGACGCAAGGACAAGAAAGAGAAGAAAGACAGGGGAUAUGCUGCCUUAGAAGGAGAGAGUUCUCCCGAAGAAGACACGGAUACAAAAAGUCCGUCAAAGUCGAAAAAGACGAAGUCCUUCAAAUUCCCAACGAAAAGUAAGGAGAAACGGGAAAAGUCGCGGGACAAAGAGAAGGUUUUAGAAGAUGCGGCCAAGCAGAAAGAAAUGAGCGACAAGAAGAAGGAAAAGGAGAGGGAGAAGGAAAAGAAAGAGAAGGAGAAGCGUGAGAAACUGAAAGAAAAAGAUAAGGAAAAGGAGGAAAAAGCAAAAUUCAAAUUAGAAUCGAAAGAGAAGCUUAAAGAUGAAAAGAAAGAAAAGGUAAAAGAUAAAGAUAAGGACAAAGUGAAAGAUAAGGAAAAGGAAAAAGUUAAGGAAAAAGACAAAGAUAAGAAAGACAAGAAGCUAACGAAAGUUCCAUCCACAGUGACUUCUGGCGUACCUUUCGAAGAAAUAUUUACUCUUGGAGUGGCGCUACCAAUCUUCGGCGUUCCUCUACAGAAGUCUGUGGAAAGGUCACGAUGUCACGACGACACUGGUCUACCUCUUCUAGUGAGAGACAGCAUUGAUUAUUUACAGGCCCACGGUUUGAAGUCCAACCAGAUUUACCGCGUGGAUGCUGACAAAAUCAAGCUGCAGCAACUACGGAAACUUUACACUGAUCGAGAUGCAACCUUCCCCUAUCACUGGGAUGUGCCCGUCGCCUGUGCUAUACUUAAAAGUUUUAUCAGUGAACUGCCAGAGUCGAUAUUAACCCAGGAGCUACACGGGCAGUUUGAACAGGCAACGGCCAUCGCGGAGCCGCAACGAGAAUCCACGAUGAUAGGGCUGGUGGCCAAACUGCCGGCCUGCAACCACAGCUUGCUCAGCUGGCUCAUGAGGCACUUCGAGAACGUCGUCGCUAAUGAACAGGUGAACCAUGCGAGUAUUCAGACGAUAGCCACUGCGAUGGGCCCUGCACUGAAUAUGUCUCUCAACCUGCUCACCUACUUCAUCACCAAGGCCGACAAGCUGUUCCCAGAUGCCCAACUCGCAAAAUACGUCCCGCCUCUGCUGACGCUGCCGUCGGAGUUCCCAGAGUCGGCUCAGGAGAUCAGCACGGAGCUUCGCAAGCAGGAGUCCCUGCUGAGUCAGAUCCACGCGGAGAUGCACGCGGGUUUCAUAACGGAGGCGCGCGACCACCAGCUGUGGGAAGCGCAGCGCAUUGUCACGCAACUCAAGAGGAAACUUCGUUCCGUGCAAAAGUCUGUCGAACCAAGUAAUGCAUUGCCGCAACAACCGUCAGUCGACGACAAACCACCAGAAGAGGAGCGCAAGAGACGACCGUCACAACCUGAAGACACCCCGCCUGCUGCACCUCCACAACCUGAACCGGAGGAGGCUACACCGCCAUCAACAGCAGCAGCGACAGCAGACGCGUUCCAAGACACCAAAGAAUCUCCGCAGGCCGGCACUGAGCCAGUCUUCGAAGCAGAAUUUGAAGACAAUUUUGAUUUCAAGCCAGAGAACGAACAAUCUCCCGCCGAAACCGAAUCUCCUAACGAACCCGCGAAAGACAAACCCAAAUUCACAGAAAAAGAACUUAAAGUCCUUCGACUAGAAUUAGAAAAUGCAGAAUAUUUACAACUAAAGUCGUUACUUCAGGCGAAAAUCAACUCCGAGCAAUUUGAAAUUGUCAAACUGAGGAGUCACGUCGCCUUGAAAAACAAGCAGGAAGGUUCCCUACUAAACUGUAAGGAGCCUAGAGAAUAUUCCCCAGAAGAGCAAGAGUUGAGGCAAAGACUGAUGAAGGAGAACACCAUGUUGGAACAAAAAAGACUGAAUUUGAUCAAUCAGAUAUUCCAAGAGCGAGUCGCAUGUAUACAACUGAAAAUUGAACUGGCGUUGAAAGAAAUACUUUCUAAAUCUUAAUUGUUUUUGUUAUGUGCGUUAUUUAUUGUUGUUGACUUUAGAUUUAAUGACGAUUAGAGAAGAAUUCUCAUUAUUUUCGAGUUAGUGAAUUGUGAAAAUGUCAAAAUUAUGUUAGCACGCCAUUAGGUACGGUGGUUGGACACGCAAGUCAUUCUAGAUAAAAGCAACAUAUUUGAAAUUCUGGAUGCUAAAUUAAAAUGAUAGCGGAAAAGUGAGCGUGUUCUACUACUAUUUGAGUAUACAAAAUGUACAAGUUAUUUAUGGUCAUAAAUUAGAAAAUAAUUCACUUCUGUAAAAAAGCAGAGGCAUAUUUAUUGGAUUUUAUUACUUAACUAAAAUUGAAGUUGACAAUGCAUUCAAAUUAUGUUAUUUCGUAUUUUAUUGCACUGUGUAAAAUGUGUAAUUUUAAUUAUAUUUUCGUAUCUUUAAAAUAGUUUAGUAAAUUAAUUUAAGACGGAAAUGAGGUUUCUGGAUUACAGUUAAUGUAUAAGUACGGCUAACACAAUAUUCCACUUAAAUAUACGCAACUAUUUAGCAGCAUUUACUGAUAUGUGAGGAGCACGGUUUCUCUGGAAUAGAUGAACUACGUUGAUGGAAGAACGAGUUUUGAUUUUUAGUACAUGCUGCUGUAUUGUUACUUAAAGAGCUCCACAUGUAACUUAAAUCGCAUUGUAAGGUGUAACAUAGUCUCAAUAAUUGUGAUCUUAAAUAUUUUAUCAUCUUAAGCGUAUCACAAAUGGAAACUAUCAAUAAAAACGUUUUAUGAAA
Pectinophora gossypiella (pink bollworm) is the source of this 2937-nucleotide messenger RNA. RefSeq names its product ralA-binding protein 1 (gene Rlip). The record is from RefSeq and is a predicted model, not a curated record. The transcript has 10 exons. Gene Ontology annotation, biological process: small GTPase-mediated signal transduction. Gene Ontology annotation, molecular function: GTPase activator activity; small GTPase binding. Lineage: Eukaryota; Metazoa; Arthropoda; Insecta; Lepidoptera; Gelechiidae. The coding region runs from base 91 to 2169 and encodes 692 amino acids.